AAGCGGUGACAUCACGAGCGCCAUAUUGAAACACUUUUGCCUUUCCCAUUUUUUUCUUGUCUCUAGGCGGCCAUCAGUGGUCUAUCUCCAGCUGAAUUCUGAAGAUUUUUAGAGAGAAUCUCAAACAUGGAAAUCGAUACCCUUCUGGAGGCUCUAAAAGACUUUGAGAAGAAAGGAAAAAAAGAACUUUUUCCUCUAUUGGAGCAGUUUCUGUGCCACGUUGCCAAAACUGGAGAAACAUUGGUGUCAUGGUCCCAGUUUAAGAGCUAUUUCAUCUUCAAACUGGAGAAAGUGAUGGAUGAUUUUAGGGCCUCUGCACCGGACCAACGGGGCCUUACAAAUCCAAAUGUGGAGUGCAUUCCAUUUGAUGAGAUGAAGGCACGGAUAAUGAAGAUUGUCAAUGGAUACACAGGAAUCCCGUUCACCAUCCAGAGGUUGUGUGAGCUUCUCACUGAGCCAAAGAGGAACUACACAGGAACAGAGAAGUUUCUACGAGGGGUUGAAAAGAAUGUGAUGGUCGUUAGUAGUGUGCACCCUACAUCAGAGAAGAAUGGAUGCAGUGGGAUCAACAGAAUGAAUGGUGUGAUGUUACCUGGAAAUGCGUCUGCAUUUACAGAGAGGAAAGUCAAUGGCCCUGGGACACCCAGGCCUCUAAACAGGCAGAAGGUCCCCCUGGCCAGCUCACUAGCCACCAAUGGCCUUCCCGACAGCACAGAGAAUAAAGACCCCAACACAUCGAGCGGACACAGCAAACUACACGGUGAAACGUCUGCAUCAGGUCUCAGCCGAUUUUUGUUGAGGAACAAGCACCCGGUGAAAGAGGAUGACGAGGGUCUGGAGGAGGAACAGCCUGAAGUGAAGAGGCUGAAGUUCCUGAAGGACGGCGAGGAAGCAGCAGAGGAAGAGGACGACGAAGAGGAAGACGAGGACGAGGCAGACGAGUCGGCGGUGGAGACCCUCCGGCCCAUGCUGGCCGAGAGCUCGUCGGACCCCCAGCAGGCCCACGCCCAGUCCUCUGUAUCGCCAGAGAAGCAGAGGGAUGAAGAAGAACUAGAGGAGGAAGAGGAGGACUCUGUGCCUGCCAGCUCUGUAGCCGUCUGCCAAGACCCAGAGCCCUCCAGCACCCAGACAGAGCCUUCACCCGAGGAGAGCAAAGCAGGAGAGAAGGAGGCAGAGAGGGAGGCCAACUCGGAGCGGGAAGUUCCCAGCAGUGCUGACGACAACCCAGAGGAGCCUGCCGACAUGGACCAAUCAGAGCAGAGGGCACCCUCGGGUACGGCUGCCAGCCCCGAGAACAGGGAGGCGAGAGACGAGAGCAACGAACAUGUCAGCAGCAGCAGCAACAGUUGCAGUGAGGAGAUCGAGGAGUCCACCGCUGCCGCGACCCCUUCUGACAGUACCACAGAGCUCCCUACAGAGGGCGCCCCAAAGUCAGACGCUCAGGACUCGGCCUCAGCAGAAGAGCCCAUGGAGGUGGAUUAGAGCCAUCAUGACCACCACCAGCAGCCGCAGCAGCAGCAGCAGAAUCAUAACCAUCUGCCCUCAACACCAACCUUCUCUCAACCACCUACUCUGUCCUGCCCACACACCCCUCCCCCCAGGGCUGAGGGCAGUGAUUUGGAACACCUUAGCUCUCUCCAGGAGACUGAUUGGAGUAUGCCACAGUGGCCUCCCCUCUUCCUCGUCUUCUCUUUCCAACUCUUUCUCUCGUCUCAUACACACGUCGGCUCAGGAGUAGCUCACUGGGCCCCAGCUGCCCUUCCCUGAGCCCCCACAUGGUCACCUGUCACUGGUGUCUGUGCGUGCCCGUGUGUUUUUCUACCACAGAAUUUGAGAGUUUUUAAAAUACUUGAUAAAAGAGUAGCCAAAUGCUCCUCACGCGCUCCAUUCUGUUCUGUUUGUUGGUUUCUAUCUGUCUGUCUGUCUGUCUGUCUGUCUUCCCUCCAGGUUAGAUCCAGUGAGACGGCCUUUCUGGUUUUUCUUUCCCGUGGCCUGACCAGUAGAGGGUCUGUAAAGGUGACGUGUGUUGCUCUUCUUUUUUUUAAAUGACUUUUCUUUUGAAUUUAUAUUGCUUAGUGCAGCAACCACAGAGGUGUUGACCUCCCUGUAAGUGCAGACGCACGUCACCAGAGUAGGCUACCUGCACUGUAGUUAUGCAGCCACUCCAAAGAUCCGCUAUGAGUAUGUUCUGAAUCUGGAGCUUUUACCGCUCCCUGCCCUCUGUUGCAGUUUUUUGUUUUCUGUCUCUUUCACAUUCUUAUCCGAGGUUUCAAAGAGAAGAGGAAGGUCUUGUUUAAAUGUAGGUGACUCAGAAAAAGAAAAUACUGUAGCCUUGUGACUCUCUCCUCGUCUCUAGUUGAAAAUGACUGCAUUAGAACGGCAUGGCAAAAGCUACUAAACGAUGUGAAAGCCAGUUUAGGUUGCUAUCCUCACCCAGCCCGUUGAAUUCAGUCAGAAGGAAAGGGAAGUGAGGAGAGUGGGCUACGUCAGGGAACCCAGGUGGAGGGACGCCUAACAUUUCCCCCUUUCCUACUGCCCCAUCUCACACGCUAUGUCGAAAUCUCACUGACUGUUCCCAAAGGAGGAAGUUCAUUUAACCUUAACCUGAUGUUUAACACAACCACAACUCUUUUUUUUUUUAAUUUAUGAAGACAUCUCAGUUAAAUAACCUAUAUAUAUUUUUGAAGAAGCAAAACAAAGGUCUUUAUCGUUUAUUGUUUUGUUUGAUUUUUGGCAGCCAGUUAUUGAUGACUGGACGUGUGCAGCUGAGAGUAGGUAGCUGCUGAAACAUCCCUAUGUAUGUAUGUAUGUAUGUAUGUGUGUGCGCGUGUGUGUGUGUGUGUGUGUGUGUAUGUAUGUGGCGCUCUGAUGACUGCGUCCCGUCGCUGAACUCAAAAAGUCUUUUUUUUUUUUUCACUGACUCUGUGCGAGCUGAAGCAAUAACUGGCUCCCAAAAGGCACAGUUCUCUCCACAGCUGUACUGUUUUUGAUAUUUAGAAUUUUUAAAUUCCUGUAGAGGUUUUUUGUAGAUUUACAAAUAUGUGUUCACUGCCUCUGUGAAUCCAUACGAAUUGUACAUUUUUUGUGUGUAUACCUGAAUGCGUGUGCUUUACAGUAUAAAUAAAAGAUUUUCAAUACAGUUGAGGCAAUAAAUGUUACGGGUUUUAAUG
Messenger RNA from Clupea harengus (Atlantic herring), 3170 nucleotides. RefSeq names its product protein phosphatase 4, regulatory subunit 2b (gene ppp4r2b). Gene Ontology annotation, cellular component: protein phosphatase 4 complex; cytoplasm; nucleus. Gene Ontology annotation, molecular function: protein phosphatase regulator activity. NCBI's taxonomy places the organism in Eukaryota, Metazoa, Chordata, Actinopteri, Clupeiformes, Clupeidae. The record is from RefSeq and is a predicted model, not a curated record.